This is a messenger RNA of Tribolium castaneum (red flour beetle), 2905 nucleotides long. RefSeq lists its product as uncharacterized. Gene Ontology annotation, cellular component: extracellular matrix. The record is from RefSeq and is a predicted model, not a curated record. Gene Ontology annotation, biological process: cell adhesion. Gene Ontology annotation, molecular function: serine-type endopeptidase inhibitor activity. The transcript has 11 exons. NCBI's taxonomy places the organism in Eukaryota, Metazoa, Arthropoda, Insecta, Coleoptera, Tenebrionidae.
UACUUAGUCUUCGUACGUGCAGGCGCACAUUGGAAACCCCACGCAUAAUAGUGGUGUCGGCGUCGCGACGCUUCAGUUUCACGCUGUUUUACCACGGGGAAAGUCGACGCCUGCACGCGGAAACGCGCCAAACGGACGAGUGUCGCACAUUUUUCAAGAUGCUAACACUGGUCUGGCCCUGCUUGGUAUUCAGCGCUGUGGUCGCCGGCAGUCGUCUGCAGUGCAACAGGACCUUGGAAGGCGUCUCGCCGAAGCCAAAUCCUGGUCACUUUCAAAUUGAAAUCUCCGGAAACCCCGCCACUUACGUUCCGGGAGAACAAUACACCGUAUUUUUGCGUGCGACAACUGACGAGAAAUUCGCCGAAUUCAUGUUAAGCGUCGAAAAUGAAAAACGCAAAUCUCCACCUCCCUCGAUCCAAUUAUACGGCGAUUCCUUGACGAAAUUCAGCGAGGAAUGCUCCAGUACCGUCAUAUCAACCGAUUCGCAACCCAAAAGCGAAAUCCAGGUCCUGUGGUUAGCCCCAGCCUCCGGCACCGGCUGCGUUACGUUCAAGGGGGCUGUGGUGAUCUCCGAUGGGGUGUGGUGCGGGGAGGCCGGGUCUCUGACCAAAACGCUGUGCGAAAACUCGCAAGACAACGACGAUAUCCAGCCCGUUAUCCUCAAGCACUGUUGUGCGUGCGAUGAGGCGAAGUACGAAGUGACUUUCGAGGGCCUCUGGUCGCGGAACACCCACCCGAAGGACUUUCCCUCCAACGGAUGACUAACCCGGUUCAGCGACAUCAUCGGGGCCUCGCACACGGUGAAUUACACCUUCUGGAGGUACGGGGACAUUGCCAGCGAGGGUCUCCGCCAACUGGCGGAGAACGGCAACACAAGGAUGCUCGAAAGCGAAUUAAAAGCAAAAAGCGAUCACAUUAGGACCAUCAUCAAAGCGCGAGGUAUAAGUUAUCCGAAUAUUACAGGGAAAACGUUCGCUGUGUUCAGGGUUGACAAUCGACACCAUCUUAUGUCUAUUGUCUCAAUGAUUGAUCCCUCGCCCGACUGGAUUGUCGGAGUUUCCAGUUUGGAGUUGUGUCUAAGGAAUUGUUCUUGGGUGGAAUCAAAGAUAUUGAAUUUGUACCCGUGGGAUGCGGGCACGGAUGAUGGGAUAACCUACAUUUCCCCUAAUCAGCCGUCCUCUCCUCGCCAGCCCAUAAAACGCAUCACAGCGACCAGUCCGAGCGACCCUCGCUCCCCAUUUUACGACAAAAGCGGUGCCGAGAUGAAACCUCUGGCCCGACUCUAUUUGUCCCGCCAACGCCUCUACGAAAAGUUAUGCGAUCCUUCGAUCGUCGAAGAUUACGACGACAGUGACGGUUGCGAGACCGAAGAAUGGUCCGACUGGUCUCCCUGCUCUGCCACUUGCGGCAGAGGCGUCAAGUACAAACAGCGACGCUACAAAAACGAGGAAAGCAAAUACGUCUGCCACAAGAAACUCACGGAGCGGGCAGGGUGCGAAGCCGUGCAGAAAUACUGCCCGCACCAGCCCGUCCGCGAGGUGGAGGACCCCAAGUGCGUCUUGAGCGAAUGGAGCGAGUGGUCCAGCUGCAGUGUCACGUGUGGUAAGGGCACCAAGACCCGAGAUAGGAAAUACAAGAAUCGCCUUGCGGCGAAGAGUUGCGCUGCGGCGAAGGUCAACCCGCCAAAGCUGCAGGAGAACUUGGAGUGCUACGGGGAGGGAAAGUGCGAUGAUUUGGAGGAGGAAGUGGUGGACUGCCCGCAGAGGCCCUGGAGCGAGUGGUCGCCCUGUUCGGUGACUUGUGGGAAAGGGUUUAAAGUGAGGUACAGGCUAUCUUUGCAAUCGCAAAACUGGCCGUUUGUUCCCAACUCGGACAGUUACGACGAAACCGAGGAAUUUGACGAGGAUGACCCGUGUAGCCACCAGAAAGUUAAGGAGACGGUGGAGUGCUUUCAGAAGUCGUGCGAACAGGAGGAGGAGCUGCCUGAGAAAGGCUACGUUUGCAGUUUGCCGAAAGACGUCGGGGCGUGCAAAAGCAACACUGAUAGAUGGUACUUCGACAACAUUAAGGGAAAUUGCGAGAUAUUUAGUUACAGCGGUUGUGAUGGAAAUUCAAACAAUUUCAAAACCCUCGAGCAGUGUCAGAAAGUUUGUGCGGACUACCAAAAAGAAUUAAUCGCGAACCUUACGGCUCAUAAACGCCAACUCGACGUAACGAUUUCGGGGGUCCUUUCUUACAACAUCCAGAACGACGCAAUCAAUGUUUCAGCGCCCUCGUAUCGACCCUACAGCCAGAUACAAUUAAUUAAUUCGACAGACUGCGUUCUCACCAAGUGGUCCAGCUGGAGCCACUGCAAUGUCACGGGGCAUUGUGGUAGCGGAUAUAGAACGAAAUAUAGACAAAUCAAAGUUCACCCGACUGAUGGCGGGAAGCCGUGCUCGAAGAGAUUAACGAAGAAGAAAAAAUGUCACGUUCCAUGCACCAACGACUUGGGCAAGACCAAAUACAAUUUCAAUACUUUCGAUAACGUCAGGGUCGAUUGUGUCAUGUCGCCGUGGACGAAUUGGACCAAGUGCGACCCAAGAUGCUUCAGGGAACAGUUCCAGGAAAGAUACAGACGCGUGGUGGUUCAUCCCACUCCCAAUGGCACGCCCUGCGCCUCCAAAGUCGAAAAGCGGCGCUGCUUCUGCAAAGGACUCAACUAAUUUUCAUUGCAUAUCACAAGCAACGAACAGCUGAAAUUUAGUUUAUUAUUAAAAUUGUGACAAUAACUUUCAAAUCACUUUUAUGUGAAAAGUACCAAAUUGUUUGUGUAUUUUAUUUCUUGUGGUAGAUGUGGAAUUAUUUUUUAUUAAAUGUGAUCUAAAUUCUGAAUUUAUUCGUUUAAUAAAAACAUUUAACUUUU